Molecule: messenger RNA, 7102 nt
Organism: Trichomycterus rosablanca
Lineage: Eukaryota; Metazoa; Chordata; Actinopteri; Siluriformes; Trichomycteridae
Gene: brd4
Product: bromodomain containing 4
Exons: 20
Coding region: 513-4862 (1449 amino acids)
Biological process (GO): regulation of DNA-templated transcription; chromatin remodeling
Cellular component (GO): nucleus; chromatin
Source: RefSeq, a predicted model, not a curated record
GCAGACAGUAAACGUGCUCGUUGCUGUUUUAGCAUUUUAUUUGAUAUUAUUUGAAUAAAGUACUGGCAUUCUAUGUCUACUGUUUGAGCUCCAGUGCUUAGUGGCGAUUCAGAAUCGGAACUGGGACGCUGUAAGGCUUAGGUCGCCAUUUUGUGCGCUACUCGGAGGAGGCGAGACUGAAUAACGUCUCAGUUUAAUGGAAAAAAGACAAUUGCAGUAGCGACCGCUUGAGUGAGCACGUGUGCCAUCAUUCAGCUGUCUUGCCUCUUAUCUGCUGACAUCUCUGGUCCUGGUGAAAGCGUCUUCACCGCUGAGUGUUGCUGGGGAUCAUGAGCACACUCAGAUAGAGAGGGGAGGGACAACAUCUAAAAAUAGAUCCCAGCGAGGAGUGCAAUGGAAUUAAUGGCACUCUCCCUGCAGAGGCCGCGCCUGGCUCGAAGCUGAACGAGAGGUGUCCUGUGGCCCCUCCUCCUCCCCCACCCGGCCCCGUGCCUGUGCUCAAGCCAGCCACCAUGGGUGACGGUCUGGAUGCAGCACAGAUGUCUGGGAGCAGCACAAGCUCUCAGGGCCAGCCCCAGUCACAGCCACCACAUGGCGCCAACCCCUGUCCCCCAGAGAUCACCAACCCAUCGCGGCCCAAGCGUCAAACAAACCAGUUGCAGUAUCUGCUCAAGGUGGUGCUAAAGACCCUGUGGAAGCACCAGUUCUCAUGGCCCUUCCAGGGUCCUGUAGAUGCACUCAAGCUUAAUCUGCCGGACUAUUAUAAGAUCAUUAAAAACCCGAUGGAUAUGGGAACUAUCAGGAAACGACUUGAGAACAGUUACUACUGGAAUGCGCAAGAAUGUAUUCAAGACUUCAACACCAUGUUUACCAACUGCUACAUAUACAAUAAGGCAGGGGAUGACAUAGUCUUAAUGGCUGAGGCACUGGAAAAAAUGUUUCUACAGAAAAUUUCAGAAAUGCCCCAGGAGGAGACUGAGAUUGCAGUCAUGACUCCUAAGGGCCGUGGCCGAGGCAGAAAGGACCCAGGGUUAAGCUUAAAGCCUGGGCCUGUCUUGGAUUCUCCAUCCACCACCCCUCAGACACGUGGAGUCACCAAUCACGGAGCUGGACCACAGAUUAAAGGACCCGUGCAGCCUGGUCCCCCAUUGCUUCCUCCGCAGCCGGCAAUUUCGACUAUUCCCCCUAGAGUUCCCCCUACCAUCCCUCCCCACGCACCCCAGUUGGGGCCACCCUACCCACUGGGAACUUCGGACAUCAACCCCCAAGCCAGCAUUAUGACCUCUGUGCCUCCUCCUCCUGCCCAGACCGCCCUGCCGCCAAUGUCCAUUCAACAGAGCACUGCACCAGUACAUCAGAGCAUCACACCUAAACCGCUGAGAAAGAGCCAGAAGAGAAAAGCAGACACAACGACCCCUACAGCAAACGAUCAACUGAGCGAGUCCUCUCCUGCUGAGUCGAAGUCUGGUAAAACUCUCCCCCGGCGGGAGAGUGCUAGGCCAUCCAAACUGGCCAAGAAAGAGACACCGGAUUCCCAACACCAUAUUAGCAUCGUAGUGCCUGGUGGUGCCCACAGUCCCAAAGUCCAAGAGCAGCUGCGCCACUGUGCUGGCAUUGUGAAGGAGAUGUUCGCUAAAAAGCAUGCCGUGUAUGCGUGGCCUUUUUACAAACCAGUGGAUGUCGAGAAUCUGGGACUGCACGAUUAUCAUGACAUUAUAAAACACCCCAUUGACCUCACCUCCAUUAAGGACAAGUUGGAAGCCAGGCAGUACAGAGACGCGCAGGAGUUCGCUGCAGAUGUGCGGUUAAUGUUUUCUAACUGCUACAAGUACAACCCUCCAGACCAUGAGGUUGUGGCCAUGGCACGCAAGCUUCAGGACGUGUUUGAGAUGCGUUUUGCUAAGAUGCCAGAUGAGCCUGAGGAGGCUUUUACCCCUACUCCUGCACCUGUGCUUCACCCAGCUGCCCCUGUCAAACCACAGCCACCCAUCAACGCUGCCUCGUCCUCUGACAGCUCCAGUGAUUCCUCCUCAGAGUCAGAGUCCUCUACUGAUGAUUCAGAAGAGGAAAGAGCUCAGAGGCUGGCUGAGCUGAAGGAGCAGCUAAAGGCAGUCCAUGAGCAGCUGGCAGCACUUUCCCAACCCCAGACCAGUAAACCAAAGAAGAAGGAAAAGGACAAAAAGGAAAAGAAGAAGGACAAGCACAAAAAGAAAGGAGCCAUUCCUGCACUGGAUGAGAUCCUCGAGGUUCCUCCUGCUCUCCAAACGCAGAAAAAGAGCAAGAACAACAAGGAUCCUCUGUCCAAGAAGACCAAGAAGCCCAGAAAGGAGAGCCUGAAGAACAACCGCUCUAUGGCACUUCCAGGCCCUGCACCACCCAAUCUGCAGGCUGUGCCAGGUCUCGACUCUGUGGAUGAUCUGGGUUUGCCUGGUGGACCAGGAUCAGCCGGCCUGGUGCCUCCAGAAAAGUGUAAGCCCAUGUCCUACGAAGAGAAGAGACAGCUAAGUUUAGACAUUAAUAAGCUUCCUGGAGACAAACUAGGACGUGUCGUUCACAUCAUUCAAUCCCGCGAACCCUCGCUCAAAAACUCCAACCCAGACGAGAUUGAGAUCGAUUUUGAGACACUAAAACCUUCCACACUUCGGGAGCUAGAAAGAUACGUUUCAUCAUGUCUACGCAAGAAGAAGAAACCUCCAGAGAAGACCAUGGAAGCUCUAAGCACUAAAACGAAAGGCACAUCGUCAGACUCUGGCAGUAGUAGUGAAUCCAGCACGUCUGACAGCGAGGACUCUGAGAAUGGAAUGACUUCCAAAUCGAAAAAGAGGGGCCACUCAUCAAAAGAGGGCAAGAAAAUCCACCACCUGACGAUUGCUCCAGGCAUGACCCAGCCCCAGAUGCCCCUUCAACCCCAGGCACCAGUCCUGCAGCCUGCUGUUCAGAUGAAGCAGCAGCACAUGUCUCCGGCAGCCUACAUGGCUCCUCAGGUCACGGCUCUGGAGUCCUCCCAGAUGCUGGAGAAUACCUUUGACUCUCUGCCCCACUUUGGCCAGUCCCUAAUGCACCUGCCCCACCACACAAAUGACUCAUCCUCUCCUGCCCCCCCUCAUCUAAAUGCUCACCCUGCAGGUGGCCCUGGCUCACCUGAUACACACCCAUUUUUAAACCAGCACACCAUUCUUCAGUCCCCAGUCUCAGCCGCACUGCACAACGCUAUGCCUCAGCAGCCUUCACGUCCCAGCAACAGAGCAGCACCCCUCCCUUCCAAACCACCACAGACCACGGCACCCCAACAGCCUUUGCAGCUCCAGCCUCAGCAACCCCCUCCACCUCAGCAUCACCUCCCUCCCCACCUUCUGCACCCUCCACAGCCCAUUCGUCAGAGACCACCGUCCCCUCCCACGCUCACCCCACAGGGGCUCCUUUCUUCUCAGCCUCCACAGUUACUGCUGGAGGAUGAUGAGGAGCCCGUGCCCCCCAUACAGCUUAGCCAAGUCCAGCUCUACCUGCAGCACCUACAGCAAGGUCGCCAGCAGCAACCACCACAGCAGCAACAGCAGUCGUCGCUCAUGCAAUCCCUCCAUGGCCGCCAGUCGCAGCAGCAGAGCCAGGCUUCCCUGCUGCAGACAGUACAAGUGCAGUCACAGCUGCCGGUCCAGGCUCAAUUGCCCGUUCAGACUCAACCUCCAGCGGCCCAGUCACAUCAGCCUUCGCCACAGAUGCCCCAGCAUGCACCCAGACACAUGCAGCAUGCCUCACAAUCACAAAGCCAACAGCAACAGCUGGCCUUCUCUCAAGGCCCAGUUCAGACCACGCCAACGCAACCGCCACCACAGCACAAAGUGGGCAUGACUUCCGCUAAAGUGCAGCAGCAAAUUAUUCAGCAACAGCAUCAUUCUCCACGGCAACACAAGACAGAUCCCUACAAUACAGGGCACCUGAGAGAAAACCCCUCCCCUCUUAUGAUUCAUUCCCCUCAGAUUCCCCAGUACCCUCCUGUAGUCCAUCAAUCUCCUCCGAACAACAUGCAGCCAAAAAAAGAGCCACAGCGGGGACCCACACCUCUUGGAGCUUUGAAAGAGGAGAAAACGCCUUCCUCGCCAGUGAUGAGUGAGUCAUUCAGUCCGCCCAUACGACAGGAAUCUCACAAACAGCUGGACAGCAAGGCACACAUACCAGGCCAUGGCCAGCACAGGUCAGAUACAAAGCCGCUGGACAGUUCUCGACCUGUAAUUCGCUCAUCAGACCCACCUGCUCCCUUGCAAGAAAAAGAUAAAUUUAAACAGGAGCCCAAGACUCCUGUGGCCCCGAAAAAGGUACAGGAUGUAAAACUAAAGAACAUGGGCUCAUGGGCUAGCCUGGCGCAAAAGUCCACGUCUACACCUUCGUCAGCGGUAAGGUCGAGCAGCGACAGCUUUGAGCAGUUCCGUCGUGCAGCCCGGGAGAAGGAGGAGAGGGAGAAGGCUCUGAAGGCCCAGGCAGAGCAAGCUGAAAAGGACCGACUACGCAGAGAGCAGGAGAAACAACGUGGUCGCGACGAUGAAGAUUCGUUGGAGGUCGUUCGACGGCCCCACGAAGAGCAGCGGAGGCGCUCCGAGCAACCACAGGCUCAACCACUACAGCCGCCACAGCAGCAUCAGGCCCCGUCUCAACCCCAGAAUACACAGGCCCAGGCUCCCUCAGUCACACAGCCAUCACAGCCUCCACCUCAGUCUCCGGCCUCCAGCCAGAGCGCCCUCGACCAGCAGAGAGAGCUGGCACGUCGCCGUGAACAGGAGAGGAGGAGGAGGGAAGCGAUGGCAGCUACCAUCGACAUGAAUUUCCAAAGUGAUUUGAUGGCUAUCUUCGAAGAGAACUUGUUUUGAAUUCCCAGAGGUGGCAAAGAGACUGCAAGACAUGGAUUCCUCUGCGGAGAGAAAACGGACUGACAAAGCAGUAAGGGAAAAAAAAGACCCCAACUGAGCAUGAGCGCUAAAAGGCAGAGAUGGCACUGUGCAAGCUAAGGCCUUGACAGGAAGCCUGUAGCCAUUGUGGGAAAGAGGGACCCUCAAGCUGGGACAAAAAUGAGCUCCCUGGCAUUAUUUCUGGAUUUAAACUCGUAACCGAAGCCGGAAAGAGAGGACUUGUGCACGGGGCACUCAUUGGAAGAAUGGGAGCAGCGGUUGGACUUUGCUAUUAUUGGAAGAAUAUCUACGUGACAGUUUAAAUGUACUGAUUAUCUGUAGUAGGCUGUUCAUCAACUGCCAGAUGUUUGAGGGGUAUUGCUUUUUCUCCUUUUUUUCUUUGUAAGAACAUGUGUAAGCAAGCAAUUAGUUGGUAAUAGAAGGGUGUCCACUCAUCAUAAAGUUUAAAAUCUCAGGUGAGGAGGUACAGCUUGCCUUACACCUCUGACCUGUACUCACAAACAUCACAGUACACAAUAUUCACUGACCAGGGGUAUGAACAAAACACACAAGUGUUAUCACGUUUUGAUUAUGUAGGAUCUACUGUACAAUUUGUAUUUUCUUAAUUCGUUUUUUUCCUCUUAACUUCAUUCCCCUCUGAUGUCUAUGCCAAACAAACAUUUCUUUCUAUGCUGAAGUUCUAGACCUAAAAUGCUUCAUUUAACAUGUUUUUCUUAUUAUAUAUUUUCUUGUCCUCACCACCUUUAAAGUUUAGGUAGAGUUGUAGUAGAUUACCCUAAUAUAUGCAUUCGUCCGACAAUUGUUGAUAUUGAAGACAGAAUUCCAUUAAGUUAUACUUUAAUUCUUCAUUUAUUUUACUCAAUGAUGCUAAAUUGGACUGCAAACAGGGCUUGUUCACUUGUUUUGGGAUUUCUGUUUAUCAUUUGGUUUGGAAACCAUGUCAAAGCAUACAGUAAUAGCUUUCUGCAUAUUAUAUAUAGAGAGAGCGAGAAAGAAGACACACGUACUGUUUGUAUCAAGUUCAUGUUCACGCUACUGCAUUUAUGAAGUAAUUUUAGCUUGAGCCUUGUGAGCAAUCAGCUGGCUAACUCUGCUCUACAGAAUUCCAACAAAGAGCCUGGAGCUUCCUUAAAACUGGGCUGGUUCUUGCAUGGCUCCUGUUUUUCAUCUGCAGAUCGAAAACCAGAGUGGACUGCUGUUCUAGACAUAAUGAUGAUCAGAAAAACGAAGAGGGGAGAUCACAUUUCUGAUUUUUUCAUUGUUCUUGUUCAAUUAUAGUGUACCUGAGGUCAAAUUAUGUUCUUUAAGUCUGUGGGUUGGGGGUGGGUGGAUCAGGGGUUUUGCAGUUUAAAGUCUUUGCAGGUUCUCUGAAUUUUCUCCUAUGGUGUUUUCUUCAGUGCCUGUUAUGUAUUGCAAUUCUAGUUGGCAUAUAUUACAUUGUAGGGAGGGUGAGAGAGGGGACUGAAAUGUUGGGGAGGGAAAUUGCAAUGUAGGUGGGAGCUUGUGUAAAAAGCAGCAAAAAAAGCAAAAAACAACAAAAAAAAAAAGCAAAAAAGGAAGAUUAACAUUUUAUAUUCUACCCAUUUAAAAUAUUCAGGUUUCAAUCUAGUUUUAGCCAGACUUCUUAUCUCUUCACCUGGCAGUUAAGUUUUCAUUAUCUUGAAACUGUUUUAAGAGGAUGUGUAAGAGCAGCUGUGUACUCAUAUUCUGUGUGUAUGUAUGAAUAGAUGGAUGUGUGUGUGUGUGCAUGUGUCGGUAUGGUCUUCAGUAUGUGGCACAGGGAAGCGUGCUCCUCCUCGGAGCGUCCAUGAACGAGUUGCUUUGCUACCGCUCCCCCCCCACCAUCGAUUAAGUCCAGAAAUAAAUAUAUAUAAUUUUUUUUGGUCAUCGGUUUGUAAAAGAUGGAAGAAAAACUUCAUUUCUUUAAGCCUUUAAAUGUAUUUUUGUUUUGUUUUUCCUUGGUAACAGUCAGACAUUAUGUGCCAUAGAUAUGGAUUCUCCAGAGAUUGUGCUGAGCUGCAUCUCAGCAGAGAGUUUGCUUUAUUCAGGUAUUUUAUUUUGUUUUCUCUUUUUUGUGUGAAACAUUUUCCUCGAUUUUACUGUUUGGUAUGUGAGUGAGCUAUCGAGGUUAAUGAUUCAAUCUGUUAUAAUCAUGAUAUAAACUCAUCUCUUUUAUAGAAAAUUAAAAGGAAACAAAAAUA